This is a messenger RNA of Racocetra fulgida, 1993 nucleotides long. NCBI's taxonomy places the organism in Eukaryota, Fungi, Glomeromycota, Glomeromycetes, Diversisporales, Gigasporaceae. The record is from the annotation of a GenBank genome assembly.
AUGAGUCCUGCCAAUUACAAAUUAAACACUAGCUUAUCACUAAGUGAAAUUAAUAUUGAUGCUGAAAUUAAAGUAAUAAUGAUAGUAUUGUCAUCCUGGACCGAGAGUAGUUAUUUUAAACGUCAACAAUUUCGUGAUACUUCAAUAAAAUUGAUUCCUCAGAACUUUAAUAAAGUUUCUAUUACCUACCGUUUCAUUCUCGGAACCCAACCUUCAGCAAAAGCACAGCAAUUUAUGGGAAGCAAAAUUUUAGCUGAAUCAGAAAAAUGUGGUGAUAUUGUCAUUGUGCCAUCAUCAGAUCUUUAUAACGACCUUAGUCACAAGUACCCAUUGCCUAUGUUUCCGCCUUUCACAGCCGGUGCGCUCUAUAUUUUAUCUCGAGAUAUUAUUUCACUAAUUGCUACAGAUUCACCACGCAUUUUCACUAAAAACGAAGAUCAAAAUUUGGGCAUAUGGCUCUUUCCUUAUAAUAUUAAACCGAUUCAUGAUAAACGCAUUCAACAAGCAGAUGUGUGUGAAGAUGAUAUGAUUGCAAAACAUUUUAGUGAUAGUUAUGACCCUGAUCUAAACAACCAUUGGAAAGAUUGGAAUUUUGAUUGUGACUAUGUAAAAGGUAUCACAUUACUUCACCACGAAAAUUUUUCAAUAAUAGAUCAAAAUGAUUCUUCAUUAGUAUUUGAUGAGCCAGUAAAUGCAAUAAUGGGAAGUAAAGAGGAUGAGUGGAUAAUACCCGGUAUUCUUUCUCAACACUCAUCGGUUUAUUCGCAGACAGAUCAAUGGCAUUUGCUACAUUGGAUGAUCUGGACAACGGAUCAAUCAACUUUUCAAGAACGGCAUUACAAAACAAUUGAACUUGUUUGGGUCCACAAUCCAAAGGCAAUUAUUUUUGUUGUAACAAACACACUUCCAAACCAAUUUUUUGAUGAAUAUAAAAAACAAGGUUAUCAAAUUCAUGUAAUUAACUUCGAUCAAGAAUUAAUACUAAAAAGACAAUGGUUCCUUGGUGUAAACUCCAAAAACUGGAUUUUAGAUUGGAAAAAAUGGGAAGGAGCACAAUAUUUCCCUUAUUAUCUUGCUGAUUAUAUGAGGAGUGUACUCUUAUAUAAAUAUGGUGGAAUGUAUAUGGAUAUGGAUGCUCUUUGGAUUCGUGUUCCACCAGAUAAUAAUAUGGAAUUUAUUGGUUCAGACUUCUCCAGUUUAUCUGCAGAUCUCGAAUGGACAUUGGACACAAAUGGCACAUAUCUGCCGAAUGGUGUUAUGCGUUUUCGUAGAGGAUGGGCAAUGUUCAGAGAAUUUAUUGAAAAUACACUUUCAGAAACUUUUCCAACUUCAUGUUUCAAUUGCUUAGGUCCUCGUGGGAUCACAAAAUAUGUGAAAAAAUAUCGAACACUGCUAGAAGAAAAUGGACUUAAAAUACUUCCUAAUCAAAUUCUUUAUCCUCGCGAUUAUAUUCAAAUCGUUGACCUACUAAAAUCUGAUCCAACUGCGAGUCAAGAGUUGCAAAAAAUUGAGAGAGAGUCAUGGAGUAUUCACUUGUAUGGCAAGUCAACAAAUUCUAAAUUGAUUGAGGAAGGUAGCGUUGUUGACUUGCUCAUAAAAAAAUUUUCAUUGGAUAUACCACAUCCACCGGCACCAUUAGUAAAAGAUGGAAAACCAGAUUAUAAAAGAUCAUUAAAUGGACAAUUUCAAGGCUUAAAUAUAAUUUUCAUACGAGGUGGUCCAUACAAAAUUAAUAAAGCUACCAUUAAUGCUAGUGCACAAAACGGAAAGAUUUCAUUCAAUCUUAAUGGUGGUACUUUAAGUGAAAUUUCUAUGACAAUCAAUGAACCAACCAAGAUGGAUGUCAACAGCUUGUUAAAUUCCUUAGUUUAUCGCCCAAGUGAUCAUGCGCAAAAGGAAGGUGGUAAAGAUACUAUCAAUUUGAAGGUUACAUGUGAUGAUCAUUAUGAUACUUUGAGUAUCGAAGUUACAAUAUCUGGUUCGGAAGAUUUGG